Messenger RNA from Venturia canescens, 1068 nucleotides. Its product is annotated as sentrin-specific protease 1-like. Gene Ontology annotation, biological process: protein desumoylation; proteolysis. Gene Ontology annotation, molecular function: deSUMOylase activity. The record is from RefSeq and is a predicted model, not a curated record. Bases 1 to 1068 code for a protein of 355 amino acids. Gene Ontology annotation, cellular component: nucleus. NCBI's taxonomy places the organism in Eukaryota, Metazoa, Arthropoda, Insecta, Hymenoptera, Ichneumonidae. The transcript is spliced from 2 exons.
AUGGAGCGAAAAAGAGAGUUAGAAGCAAAGAGAAGGAAGCAAUACAAAGAGGAAAUGGAAAAAAUGGAAAAACUAAAGAACAAUGGAAGAGAGUGGGAGCAAUGGGGCGUCGGAGAAUUCAAUUGGAAAGAAAAUGAAGUAAAAAAGGAGAUAGCGCCAAUAGAGAGAGGCACGAAGAAAGAAGAAAGCGGGGGAAAGAAUCAGAAAACAAGUAAAAUAAAAAAACGAGAGUCUGAACAUGCUAGAAAAGAGCAAGAACGAUUGAUGAAGAAGCAAAAGAAAAUCUAUAAAGAAGAAGGAAGUCAGGAGAAGAAAGGGGCAAGCAAAAAGGAACGGCGAGAUAUACAAGGCAAAGUGGACUCAAAGAAAAGGGAAAACAGCGAGAUAAACAAACAAGAAGAAGAAAGCGCGAUAGGAGUAAAGACGGAAGAUGGAGGUGGGCUGAGUAAGAUGUCGGUAGGAAGGAGUCCACAAAUGCAGAUCCAGCCUCAGAGCCUGUUGACUCUGCAGGGAAAUAACUGGAUAGAUGACGAAGUGAUCAACUCCUACAUGACGCUGAUCGUUGAGCGGUCACGAAAAAAUCCAGGGAAGAACGGCGAAGUGCAUUCCAUGAGCUCCUUCUUUUACUCUCGUCUCCAGGAGGGAGGAUAUUCGGCGGUUCGCCGGUGGACUCGGAAGAUCGAUCUCUUCUCUUUUAAUAAGAUCCUCGUGCCCCUGCAUUUCGGCGACCAUUGGUGCCUAAUAUCGAUCGAGAUGUCGAAAAAAAGAAUCAAAUUCUUCGACAGCCUCCACGGAAGGGACAGGGGUAGUAUGACGGUCGUGUUAAAUUAUUUGACCCAGGAAGCCGAAGAAAGAAGACAUCCUGGAUUCAAACCAGAAGAAUGGCUGAUGAUGACGAGAAAGGAGAUUCCCCGUCAAAGGAAUAACUUCGAUUGUGGGGUUUUCACUUGCCUAUUCGCGGCAUAUGACGCCACUGAUCGCGCAAUAGACUUCACACAAGAAGAUAUGAAAGACAAAAGAAAAAAAAUCGCUAGAGAACUUAUAGCGAACGAAUUAGAGAGCCCUUAA